GGCCGGGCAGGACCGGCGCUUCCCCUCUGGUUGGACACGCUCACCCACUGAAAGAGGAAACACGAAGCCUUUACAUCUCUGAUCUGGCGUGUGUGGAUCAAUGAGACAUUUCGUUGAAGCAGUCUAACAUCGGGGCAGAGGGGACGUGAGGACAUAAUAUAGCACAUAAUCAUACCGCAGCAUUAGUCUUCAAACAAUGUCUGCGAUUUAUGGAAUAAAGGACGACUUUUGGAUCAAGGACGACCUGUGGCCCAAGGAUGACAUUUUGAAGUCGAGGAAAGAGGAACCUAUCUUGGAACUUCAGUAAAAAUAUGGAGGCAAUGACCAACAUGGAUCCCGUAGUCAAGAAGAAUGUCACAGUAGAUAAAAACGCUGCAGCGUUUUUGGACGUCUUCACAGCCAACACAGCAAAUAUGGACACCUCCACAGUCAACACACACGCCUUAUCCGUAAACGCAGCCUCUUUCGUACCAAACACGGACUCCCCCUUAAUAAACUCAAACGCCUCCACAGGAGACACAGACGCCUCCGCAGCAGACACAGUCGUCUUGGUAAAAAUGGACGCUUCACUAGACAUACAGCUUUCAGCAAACCCAGGCACCUCAGUCAUGGACGCCCCACAAGCAUGCGAGAUGUCAUCAGGACCCUCGGGAACAUCACAUGAGGAUUCCUUGCACAGCAUGUCAACCUGGAUGACCCCGCCUCGGUUCUAUUACCCCUCAUGGCACGGAGACGCACUUUCCGUCGUCUACCAAAUGCCUUCAUCCUCAGAGUCCUUAACACUCGAGGGAACCACCGAACAAUAUGGGUGUCCACCAUACCUCGAGAACUCCUUAGUGGACGAAGACUCAAUUUCCAGGGUCCAGCAAUUGACACCGUCUGGAGAGUUUUCCACACUCGAGGGAAGUAUUCAACCCUGGAUGAAGCCCAACGGUCCCCUGUAUGAAGAACAUUUCCGGGAUUCCGCGGCCCAGCCGAACACAAACCAUUCGUACUCCAUCUCCAGGAACCCCGAACCCCGGCCAGAAGCUCCGGACACUUCCCCGGAAGCAGUGUUCAAGAACAUGAUGCUUAAGAACCGUGUUACGUUUUGCAAUAUUCCAAGAGGUGCGCACUAUGAACAGAUCAAAACUCUGGUGGGGAAAAGUGGUCCUGUAUUCCGUAUGACCAAAGAACAAAAUAUGAUGCAUGUUAUAUAUCUUCAAGAGAAUGGAGCAGAAAAGGCAUUUAACACAAAACACCGGCUACUAGGGCAAGACCUGGUGGUGUUACGGCCGACCAGCAGACUGUGCUCACUCUUCCUGGGCGGGCUGCCCCCGGGCACCAGUAAUAGACACAUAGUGAAGGCGGUUGAUGCAUAUGGUGCCAUAAUAUCCAUGACUCGACCCACUCACCCCAACAACGGCUUACCGGUUAAUUAUUGUUUCGUUUUUAUAAAGGAGACUGCAGGAAUGAAGAUCCUGGAACAGAAAUAUAUUAACAUCAACAACAGAUGGGUUUUUGUUGAACUGGCAAAGAAUCAGUUGGUAGAGCCCAGACCUCUCGGAGUCUAUAAGGUGUUCCUUAAACACCUUCCUGACGACAUAUCUUAUCUUGAAGUCAGAGAAUAUUUCUCCCAGUUUGGAAAUCUGCUCAGAGUAUUUGUGAAAAACAAAAAGGGAUUUUUGUGUUUUGACUCGGAGGAGGCGACGCAGUACGUACUGAGUGUGGUUCACGUUCUAAAAGGGAAGAUCAUCACAGUAACUGAAGAUGACGUGCCGGAGAUCCAGCUCUUCUUCGGCGGCCUCCCCCCCAACGUCUCCAACGACACCAUCAUGGAAGAAGUAAGUAAAUAUGGCACUGUGCUGGACAUGUUCCGACCGCACGAUAAGUUUACCGGUGAAUUAGCGUCCUUCUUCUUCGCUACCUUUGAGGACAGGUCAACUGCACAGUACCUCAUAGAUCGUGGCCACGUGCACAUACACUCCAAGGAAGUUCGUGUGAGACAGUCCAAGAGAUCUGUCUCUGGAGGAGACUACUUCACUUAUCAGUAGUACUCAAGUACAAUGUACACUACCAAAGGACUGUAAGGUUUUGAGGUUUAUAAUUAGACGCUGAGGUUUAUGUAAGGCGGAGAUUAUUAUAUAUGUCUUCUGUUUAUAAUGUGUUUAUCAGUACCUAAAUGUUCGUGACAAGUAUACCUGCCUGGACAACACCUGCCUGAGCAACAUCUCCCUGGACAACGCAUGCCUUCAACGCCUGCCUGGACAACGCAUGCCUUCAACGCCUGCCUGGACAACGCAUGCCUUCAACGCCUGCCUGGACAACACCUGUCUGAGCAACAUCUCCCUCGACAGCACCUCCCUGGACAAUACCUGAUUACAAAACACCUGCCUGGACUAAAACCUGUCUGGACAAAUACCUGUCAGAAAAACUAUGUCUGGACAAACAUCUGCCAGGAUAAAUACCUGUCUGGACAAACACCUGGUUAGACAAACACUUGCCUGGAGAAAAACCGUGCCUGGACAAACACCUGAUGUAUAUAUUAUAUACCUAUGGAUGCCAUUUUACAAUGCCCCAAAUAAUAAUUAUUAUCACAUAACUAUUUGUUAUAUAAAUACAUUUUCCUGAAGGAUGCCAAGUCGACCCAUUUGAUUUCGUCGCUUCCAAAAGAAUUUCACUUGAUAAAGAUCAGUUGCAAAAUGCAACAUACAUUAGUUUUACGUUUGUAAUUAGUUUUAUACUUUCCUUGU
Molecule: messenger RNA, 2732 nt
Organism: Procambarus clarkii (red swamp crayfish)
Lineage: Eukaryota; Metazoa; Arthropoda; Malacostraca; Decapoda; Cambaridae
Source: RefSeq, a predicted model, not a curated record